Molecule: messenger RNA, 1571 nt
Organism: Meleagris gallopavo (turkey)
Lineage: Eukaryota; Metazoa; Chordata; Aves; Galliformes; Phasianidae
Source: RefSeq, a predicted model, not a curated record
ACUAAGACUUCCCUUCACUGUCGCAAGGAAGCAUGUAAUACAGUAAGGAGCUUUCAGUGGAUCUCUGAAUCCCAGUCUUAGUGCACAAAUUGUAAAGUCCGUGUGAAGACAGGAGCAGUCAUAACAUCAUCCUGUCAGACACAGCUGUUUUGACAAUUUGCAUUUCUUAUUUUGCUAGAAAGCUGAAGAGAAGCCAGAUGAAGUGAUAGCAGGGAAGAACAUUAUGAAGACAGAGCAUGGAAUUAUGGUGAACAGUAACCAACAUAACCUGUACAUUUUGCAUCCAGUGAUCCAAAGAGACACUAAAGUACACAGAGUGGGUUCAGUCACCUUCUUGGUUGGAAAGACACCCAAAGAAAUCCGCAGGAGACAAUUUGAGGAAAUUGUAUCCCACUUUAAAAUGGGAUCUGUGGAAGAACUUGCAGAACAUAUUGCAAAGGCUACAUCAGAAUCACGGCAGAAGUUGCUGAGGGAAUUUUACAUUUCAAGGCAUCCAGAAAUUGAGUCUUUGUUUCCAGUGGAAGUACCAGCACAAGCUGCACAUGCCUAUGAAGAAGGAAAUGCGGCUGCAAGAAAAUCAAGGAAAAGAAAAUGUGUUGUUAAUUUUGGAAGAUGCAAGUCUGGACCUUCAUCAGCUAAAGAAUUUCUUCUGAGUGGAACUACAGAACUGCAGAACCAGCAAAGCUGUGAAGUAGAACAAUUUCACAAUGACUCUUCCUUGCAAGAUACUACAUGUGUUGAUGUGAAACAUAAACAAUCACCCACUGUUGCAACUCAGCAUACUGAGAGGAGUAAAAAUCAGGCAUUCAAGGAUUUUAUAGCAUCUGGUUCAUUAAACAGUAAAUCGGAAAUAAUUGAGGUGCUGUCUGUAAAAAGCUCUGAAGAACAGCAAGACCCAGAAGUAGCAGGGCUGCCAAGAAAAAGAUCCAUGUCUCUGUCAGAAAACAGGGAGAGAAGAGCUAAGGCUGACAAAAAGUCUGUUCUUGGCUUACUUGGAGAUACCUCUAUUCUCAAUGUUCUCUUUAGAAAUAGUGAGGAGAAAACUACAGAAUCACCACGGAGAAUUGCUUCAGGGCAAAUAGAAAAAUCAAAGGAGAGACCAAAAGAUUUCUGGGACAUGCUGAAUGAGCAGAAUGAGGAGAGCCUCAGAAAGCUCACAGACAUGACAGUUAUAGAGGAGCUAUGUGAAAGAGCACCUCAUCCACCAUUGACAGAAAAAAGAGAGGUGUGUGAAAAUUCUCUUUGGAAAAAAAAUGAAAGCUUUCUAUGGAGAAAAUACAGUUCAGAUGAUUCAGAUGAACCAUCUUCUGCUGCAUCUUUUAACGUAGUAAAAUGAUAGUUUUCUACAUGAGUUGUGCUAGAAUUAUUUUAUUAGUUAAAUGAACAUUAUAAUAUAUACAACUUCAGCAAUAUGUGGUGAAACAUGGUACCUCCGUAAAUUUGAAGGCGAAGUGAUGAAUUCCUAUUUAUAAUAACCUCAAUUUACAUUUUACAUUGCCUGUACUGUAUAUUAUUACUAAGCUAUGACAAACUAAAUUGAGAUAAAAUUAUUUUUAAAUGUUUUGAGUGCA